GCGGGCCACAUGCGGCCCGCAAGGUACUUUUGUGUGGCCCGGAAGGCCCCUGUUAACCUGUAAAUAAUUUGGCCCAAUGCACGAGUGUCGGCCCGGAUUCAGUGACCCGGAUUCAGUGAUCCUAGAGUCUUGUCUAGAUUAGCAUUCCUCGUUGUCAUUACUAGUCACUCGAACAAGCUGAACAAGAAGCUUCAAGGACAUGUUCAAUUUGUUAAUGUCAUGUAUGAGCAUGUUGUCAUGUUCCUGGUCAUGCUACAUUUUUGGAAAACACAGCUAAAUCAAGGGAACCUAGUUCAUUUUCCAUCUUCAAAUGAAGUUGAUCGAGCUGCAGGGUACCAGUGAAUUGAAACAGAAAUACAAGGAAACUCAUAUCAUCCAGUUUUAUAUGGAGUAUCUCCAUGGUGGAUGAUGUGCUGCAUGUUUGGCAGUACUUGCCUUUGCGAAAGUCUCUUCUCAAACAUGAAGUAUGCGAAGAGUCGACUGCGAUCUCGAAUGAUUGAUCAGCACCUUGAAGGCAACUUGCGGCUGCCAACAUAAAAAAUUCUGCCAAAUAUUGAGAAGUUCGACAAGGACAUGCAGCACCAACUUGCACAUUAGCUUCUUGUAAUAUACUGACCAGUGAACAUGUACUUCACAUCUAUGUUUUUAUUUACGUACAGCUUUCACGUUACAGAUAAUUUUCCGAUAAAUACAAUUUUAUUGAUUAGAUUAGCAGUUCGGUAGAAUUGGUAUAUGUUAAAAUUAUACUGUAUUUUGAGUUGCGGCCCUGGUAUGCAUUUCAGAAAUCAAAUUUGGCCCCCUGUUUUAUAAAGGUUGCCGACCCCUGAUCUAGAUCUAUCUAGAUCAGUGUGCGGGCCUGACAAUGCGAUGGAGCUUUCGGCAACCUCUUUUUCGCGAAUUCAAGAACUAAACUGUCAUGGCGGCCAGAACUCUUUUGUAGAGUCCAGAUAAAUAUUGUGCUAGCUGAGAUGCUUUAUUUAGAAGAUUACCUUGAAUUGAUAGAGCAACUGCCUCAAGAUUUAAGGGACCGAUUUACUGAAAUGCGAGAACUGGACUUAAAAGUUCAAAAUACAAUUGAUACAAUGGAUGGCAAGGUUCAAACAUUCUUCACUGAAGCCAAGGAUGCCAAACCGGAAGCACGUAAACAAGAGUUUUUAAAAAUUAAAGAGAGUUAUGACAAGGCAGUUGAAGAUGCAGAUGAAAAAGUUACUAUGGCGUCCCAAAUAUUUGACUUAGUCGACAGGCAUCUAAGAAAACUUGAUCAAGAGCUUGUAAAAUUCAAAAUGGAAUUAGAAGCCGACUGUGCUGGGAUAACAGAAAUCUUAGAAAAACGCUCAAUGAUGUACGAUGAGACGCCGACAGACAGCUUCGAUUAUGCUUCCCCGUACCAACACAGCGAUGGUCACGAGAAAAAGAAGCAUGACACUGACCGGUACUCGACCUUGAAUGGCUUCGCACCGACAUCUCGAGAACUUCCUGCUGCCAGUCCCAUGCAGCCUGUUUAUAAUUCGUUGCCAUCUUCACCACAGACAAUUGUCCAUGACUAUCCCACUUCAUCAGGCUCUUUAUCCUAUACUCUCGGUCACGUUGGGGCUGGCUCAGCUGCAAUUGCUGCGGCUGCUGCGCAGGCUGUUACUUCAACAUAUCAGCAAAACCAAGGUAGAAGAGGGCAGCAAGCCAGCUUGAAAGCAAGUGUGGCGACAGCAAUGAAGGCGGAACAAUUGAGCAACAGUCUUCAGAGUCUUCUGGGUACGGUGUCCCCAGCGCUGCACAGGAGCCAAAACUAUGCUGACGUUUUAAAUCCGAACCGAUACCAAUCAUCUUCAGCAAUUUCACCAAAAGCUGCUUUGGACCUGAACACUCCGGCCCAGGCCACAAGUGGUAGCCAGAAAAGCAGGAAAAGGAACAGCAGGCAAGUGCACACUUCGUCAGUCGCAACACCAGUGGUACCUGUAGUGGAAGAGCUGCCUAUGGGCUCAUCAGUCGACUGGGUUCCUGAACCAAAUGAGCCACGAUAUUGCCUUUGUAACCAGGUUUCUUAUGGUGAAAUGGUUGGAUGUGACAACCCAGAGUGUCCCAUCGAAUGGUUUCAUUACGGCUGUGUUGGUUUGACGGAAGCCCCAGAAGGAAAGUGGUACUGCCCAACGUGCUCCGCCAGAAUGAAAAAAAGACGAGCAAGGUAGCAUAAGCAGGAACCACAGCCAAUGCUCAUUGCUUCACGCUACGGUCAAAUGCUUUGCUCCUAAGCAUUGUAGCUUUAGAGGUGCUGACGCAGGAUCUGACUUAGAGGUGAUGGCAUCCGAAAGAUGGCAUUUAUCUGUAAUGGGUUUGUAAUGGGUUACCAUCCGUAAAAUGCACAUGUUACUGGAUAUCAUUGAUAUAGAUUGCCACCUUUGCCACAUGAACAUGAAAGAGUUUGUAGCAAGGGAACGCUAUUUUACUUCUGUAAAUUUGAUGCUUCUGUAUUUUCCUAGAUAAUGCUGAGAAAGAGUUUAUGCCGAGAACAAACGCCUUUCUUUCUUUCCAUCAUUACCAAGAAGCUAUUUGUUUUCACGCCAAAAGGUUUUUUUACGUAGAUAUGUUGCAUUUGUGGUCAAGAUUGAUAUCCUGGUAGACCAAGGAGCAUUUUGGGCAAUGCACGAAGGAUACAAGUGUUGAUAUUAAGAUUUUGUCCAUGAAUACUUAAGUUUAGUAAACUGGGUUUUUCUCCGACACUCCGGCUAGCAUUGGGAAGAUAUUGCAUAUAUUUAUUCUUGGCUUAAUUACUAAAUAUUCUAGAUGGCUAAUCAAACCACCAUUCAGUUGAUACUCGGUGACAAUUCUUCCUCAUUUUCCUUACAGUUUCUCAUCACUCAUCAAUCUCAUCACGCGUUUUUGUGUUUGUACAUUCUUUACUUCAUUUGUUGUAUUAUAUCUUUAUAAAUAUUGUUAACUUUAUAUUAUAUUGUUGACAGAUUUAUGGUCAGAUUCAGUUUCUUGUCUGGCCAAUGAUAACACCGUGAAAGUUGGCAUAAUGCUUUUUUAAAGGAUGAAAUGUAGAGUAAAAUACUGUGUGUUUUAUUUAACUGAGUGAUUCUUCCAAUAAUUCUACUUUAGAUUUCUUCAUUUAAUUUGAUCGCAGGAUAUUUAACCCAAUAAAAUAUCUGUUUGUGAGUUCUAAAUUUUUUUGGCUACAUUUUAAAUAGUGUUUAAAUCUGCAUAUUUGUGAGCUGAUUGGCAAAGAAAUAUUUUGUUGUUGAUUCGGUGCUGCACAAUUUCGAUUCAAACGUUUUGAGGUAUUUUUUUCAUUUCACACAAUAAGCAGUUUUUAAGAUUAUCAUCAGAUGCUGUUGACCAUUUAUUUCCCUGUGAGUUUAAAAUGUUCUUCCUUCCUUUUUUAAUUCACGUCCAUCGAGAAUAGGGUUUACAACUUUGAGAAGGCUUGUAACUUGUCAAAUCAUACUAGUUAAUAAGAAAUUCUUAUAUUUAGAUUAACGAUAAAGCCGAUGUUAACGGGCAAAACCCAGUAGCCUACAAUGUCCAAGGGACAUGUAAUUUUGUCCAAGAUUUCAAUCUAUCUAUGUCUUGUACAGGUAAACCACCAGAAUACAUCUUGACCAAGGACUGUGUCUCUGUUGUAUCAGUCGUCUGCUUUAGAGAAAUCUCACGUUGUGCUUGCUACUCAAUAUGGACUCUGCGUUGAACAAAAUAUCGCAUGAUAAAUAUAUUUGGUAUUUAAAAAUAAACUAUAAAAUAGAAAAUAGUAGCCGGUGAAAUAUAUCUAAAAAAAGUUACUUAGACACUGUUACCAGAAAUUGAUGCAUUUUUCUUGCAUCCUUGCAGCAGGACAUACCUUGCCAGAAGAUGAUAACAAACUGUUGAAAAUCGGGAUAGAAUCAUGAAUGUGACUAUGAUUUUUAGAUAUCUCAAGUGUCAAUUUUUGGCCAGUGAAUUCAAUUUUGAAUAAAGCGAUACCGUCAUACUUCUUGAUUUUUAAACUCUAAUCACCUAGUCUAAAAGUACAUUUGGAUUGUCGAGUGUUAUAUUUUCUGAAGCGCCAGAAGCUGACCUUCUAGAUGUGCAUUUGCCAACGUGAAUUUCUUUUGAGAGGCAGUUGAGGUGGAAAAAAGGUGUUUUCUAUACAAGAGGCGUUUUCUAUCGAAGAAAAUCUUAUACAAAUAAAAAGGCAUCUAUUUCAAAAAAAUACCUCGGGACCGCAUCAAUGUGCCUUGCCCUUGUCAAAUGUCGAUGGCUUGUUUCAAACUACGUGUAAAGAUAUCAAACCUAGUCUUUAAUCAAUUUGUACAAUUGCUGAAAACUGAGUUUGUAAAAUUAAACGAAAAAUUCCUUUCUGACACAAUUCAGUGCAAAACUGAUCAACUGACAUUUGUUCGUGCUGACUAAAAUCAGAUGUUCCAUCAAUUAUCACAGCAUAAUAGCUGCUUUCUUUUAAUUCUUCGACAAUCCUCAAGCAAAGCAAGCACUAUUUGCGCUGUUGGUGCUCUUGCCGCUUUCACCUAACUGGUUUCUUCAACCUUAUUCCAUUACUCCUGAAAGCGCUCACGAUAACGGCCACUUUACUCAUCUCAGAGAUUUAUAAACAUAUCCGAAAUGUAGUUUUUCUGAAACUUUUUGUCUUUAAAGAAGGCUCAUGCCCGAUUUUUGCCCAAAAAAAUCAGCAGCCUGAAUCUCCGUUCCGUACGCCUAUGAUAUUACCUACACAACUUAAUUGGGUGGGUUUUCUUCAGGAGUCUUCAUAUCGGGACUAAUCGGGACGGGAGUUAUGAAUAAAGGGGAUUCCAAUAACUGAAUAUACAUCACUUCUUGGCCAAAUAGUACUAAAAAAAGAGCAAGGCAAAUUGACAUAUACCUAUGAUGAAUUUUUUUCUAGAGAAAACCACGAUAGGGGAGAUCAAUAGCUUCAGCUUUAUGUCCUUCUUGAAUUAACAUUUUAAAAUUUUUUUCAUUGUUUUCGUCAACCAUAUCAUCGUUAUCAUCAAGUUCUGUCACUUUAUUUGCUAGCAGAUUGGGCAUUUUCAUCCUCUUUAACUGCUGCAAAGAAUUCAAAUAUUUCCUUUCUCUUGGCCUUAUCCUAUAUAAUCUGGGUUAUUUUCAAAAUAUAAUAAAAAAGAUCUCGAAUAACGUUGACGUUUCCAAUGUUAUCUCGUGACAAAACUUCGUUUUUAAGUACUCGAAGCCUUGAAUUAACUACGUUUUGUUUUUAUUGAAUUUUAUGUAGUGGGAGGGUGUAUUUGUAAAAACUCUGCUAUUCAAAACCUCUGUUUCCCUAUCCCCUAAUCUUUUGGCUGUGCGGUGCUGUCGGCAGUUCCUAGAAGCCACACCCAGGACUACACCAAUGGUCACACCAUUUAUACUUGCAUUUGUGUUAAAAGUUCUCUAUUGGGUGGAUGAAAUCAUUCGAGAUAUUCACGGAGACAACAAGAUUGAAAAGAAAUUGCCAUCCAAUUCCAGAGAUAAAAUUUUUCAAAACUAUUUAAUUUUCGUAAGAAUUAAGUCCUAUUCUCCUAAUGUCCUAUUCUCCUAAUCUCUUUCAAGGUCAUUCGCCUUUGGAGCCCUAUGGUUCCACGCAAGAAUAUGGAGUCCUCCGAAGGUGCUCUUAUAUUGUCGUUGUUUUUAUAGACAAAGAAGGUAAAAAACCCAUAAAAAAUGAUGUGAAAAUAAAGGUGUAAAUCUAAAAUGGAAAAAUGAGAAAAAAGGAGUAGUCACUACCAUCUGGUUACAGCCUCAAACUCAGAUGGGGGAUGUUUGUGUGUGCUUGUAUAUUUGAAGCAAUUAGCUUGAAUAGGGUACAAAAUGAUAAAACAACAACUCAUUAGCCAGGUAUGUCUCAUUAUCAUUAGUCGGUAUGUCCAUUUCUUGUAGGCGCCGCUCGCAAUCCUGCGUCCAGGAUCACGGUUGCAAACGUAAGGAAAUACAGAUAAAAAAUAUAUGUUAUAGCUAUCAACAUCAACAAGAAGUAGCAAUCGACAUAGAGUGCUUAUUAAAGUAUUGUAGAGUGUAUAGAGGCACCUGAAUGGAGUAGGUGUGUACAGGCAAGGUUGGGCGUGGCUCUGGGAACAAAGGGCUGGGAGAAGUGGGAAGGGUAAGGUGUAUAGCCUGUAUACAAAGGCAGAACGUUACAUUGGUCGUGGCUGGGCUUUGCUAUGAAAAGGAAGGGUCAAAUGGGUUGGGAAAAGGAAGAAGUAGGGUACCUGAUGUGGAAAUGGGUUUGUAUGGAUUAAGUUGGUGAAAAUGGGCAGGCCUGGGCGUGGAUAUGGAAGGGAAGGGCUCAAUAGCUUUGGGGAAGGGUAUGUGGGUACCUAAUAGUGUGUGGAAAAAUUUGAGAGAGUAUGUAGGAGUAGAAAGGGCUGGGCGCUGGUAUUGAAGGGGGUGAGGAGAAGGGAUUGUUAGGGACCGCACGUGUGUAUAGGGGUAUGUGAAUUAAGUGCGUGGGAAUGGGCAGGGCUGGACUGGGCUGAAUAUGGAAGGGAAGGGCUUAAUUGGUUGAAGAAGGGGGUGGGCACCUGAGCUGUGUGUGGGAGCAUAUAGGUACGUGGGUAGGGAUGGACUUGGGGCGACUAAAGGAGAGCCCUAUCCCAAAAUCCCUCUUAAUUUUAACAAGGAGCCCUCUGAGCCCCCAUCCACAGCAACAUUGGUUGUACGUUCUAAAUACCCAGGUAGAUUCAUAAAUUCUAAACUCUUUUAGGUGAGGUGGUAGGAACACAAUCCUUUUGAAUGAAUGGAUAGGCUCUCCUUGUAGCGUAAACAAUACGAGGAUUGACAACAAAGAAACAUCUUGCGAUGGCCUGUCCAAUCUGGCUUUCAUAUCGAAGGAAAAUGUUACCUACCCAUGGGUCUUUUGUGCACCAAACGUUAUUUCAGUCGAAAGGCUUGCUAAUUUUCCCUCAAUGCAUCCACCAUCAAUAAAAUCUUCUGGACAGCCAUUACGCAGAUAUCUGGAUAUCUUCUUUAGCUGAUCAAGUUCCGAGUUGAGUUUUGACUUUGAACAAUUUCGAUUUUCGGAGAUAUUUUGAACGUUAGAGGGUAAUUUGUUGAAUCGGAAUCUAGCCUCGCUUGUAAGUAGCUGACACUCUUUGACACUUCCUUUCUUUUUGUUGGAACGGUGAAACCUUCGGAGUAUUCUUCUUAAGAAUUCCCU
Rhopilema esculentum is the source of this 7138-nucleotide messenger RNA. RefSeq names its product inhibitor of growth protein 3. Gene Ontology annotation, cellular component: NuA4 histone acetyltransferase complex. NCBI's taxonomy places the organism in Eukaryota, Metazoa, Cnidaria, Scyphozoa, Rhizostomeae, Rhizostomatidae. The record is from RefSeq and is a predicted model, not a curated record.